Molecule: messenger RNA, 4504 nt
Organism: Piliocolobus tephrosceles (Ugandan red Colobus)
Lineage: Eukaryota; Metazoa; Chordata; Mammalia; Primates; Cercopithecidae
Gene: TLR4
Product: toll like receptor 4
Exons: 3
Coding region: 291-2822 (843 amino acids)
Biological process (GO): detection of lipopolysaccharide; toll-like receptor 4 signaling pathway; inflammatory response
Cellular component (GO): plasma membrane; lipopolysaccharide receptor complex
Molecular function (GO): protein binding; lipopolysaccharide immune receptor activity; lipopolysaccharide binding
Source: RefSeq, a predicted model, not a curated record
UUCUUUAGCCACUGGUCUGCAGGCGUUUCCUUCUUCUCCUUCUAACUUCCUCUCCUGUGACAAAAGAGAUAACUAUUAGACAAACAAAAGUCCAGAAUGCUAAGGUUGCAACUUUCACUUCCUCUCACCCUUUAGCCCAGAACUGCUUUGAAUAUACCAAUUGCUGUGGGGCACCGGCUUGAGGAAGAGAAGACACCAGUGCCUCAGAAACUGCCCGGUGAAACGGUGAUAGCGAGCCACGCGUUUACCGGACCACUGUCGCUCACAGAAGCAGUGAGGAUGAUGCCAGGAUGACAUCUGCCUUGCGCCUGGCUGGGACCCUGAUCCCAGCCAUGGCCUUCCUCUCCUGCGUGAGACCAGAAAGCUGGGAGCCCUGCGUGGAGGUGGUUCCUAACAUUACUUAUCAAUGCAUGGAGCUGAAUUUCUACAAAAUCCCCGACAACAUCCCCUUCUCAACCAAGAACCUGGACCUGAGUUUUAAUCCCCUGAGGCAUUUAGGCAGCUAUAGCUUCUUCCGUUUUCCAGAACUGCAGGUGCUGGAUUUAUCCAGGUGUGAAAUCCAGACAAUUGAAGAUGGGGCAUAUCAGAGUCUAAGCCACCUCUCCACCUUAAUAUUGACAGGAAACCCCAUCCAGAGUUUAGCCCUGGGAGCCUUUUCUGGACUAUCAAGUUUACAGAAGCUGGUGGCUGUGGAGACAAAUCUAGCAUCACUAGAGAACUUCCCCAUUGGACAUCUCAAAACUUUGAAAGAACUUAAUGUGGCUCACAAUCUUAUCCAGUCUUUCAAAUUACCUGAGUAUUUUUCUAAUCUGACCAAUCUAGAGCACUUGGACCUUUCCAGUAACAAAAUUCAAAAUAUUUAUUGCAAAGACUUGCAGGUUCUACAUCAAAUGCCCCUACCCAAUCUCUCUUUAGACCUGUCCCUGAACCCUAUAAACUUUAUCCAACCAGGUGCAUUUAAAGAAAUUAGGCUUCAUAAGCUGACUUUGAGAAGUAAUUUUGAUGGUUUAAAUGUAAUGAAAACUUGUAUUCAAGGUCUGGCUGGUUUAGAAGUCCAUCGUUUGGUUCUGGGAGAAUUUAGAAAUCAAAGAAACUUGGAAGAGUUUGACAAAUCUGCUCUGGAGGGAUUGUGCAAUUUGACCAUUGAAGAAUUCCGAUUAGCAUACUUAGACUACUACCUCAAUAAUAUUAUUGACUUAUUUAAUUGUUUGGCAAAUGUUUCUUCAUUUUCCCUGGUGAGUGUGACUAUUAAAAGGGUAGAAGACUUUUCUUAUAAUUUCAGAUGGCAACAUUUAGAAUUAGUUAACUGUAAAUUUGAACAGUUUCCCACAUUGGAACUCAAAUCUCUCAAAAGGCUUACUUUCACUGCCAACAAAGGUGGGAAUGCUUUUUCAGAAGUUUAUCUACCAAGCCUUGAGUUUCUAGAUCUCAGUAGAAAUGGCUUGAGUUUCAAAGGUUGCUGUUCUCAAAAUGAUUUUGGGACAACCAGCCUAAAGUAUUUAGAUCUGAGCUUCAAUGAUGUUAUUACCAUGAGUUCAAACUUCUUGGGCUUAGAACAACUAGAACAUCUGGAUUUCCAGCAUUCCAAUUUGAAACAGAUGAGUGAGUUUUCGGUAUUCCUAUCACUCAGAAACCUCAUUUACCUUGACAUUUCUCAUACUCACACCAGAGUUGCUUUCAAUGGCAUCUUCGAUGGCUUGCUCAGUCUCAAAAUCUUGAAAAUGGCUGGCAAUUCUUUCCAGGAAAACUUCCUUCCAGAUAUCUUCACAGAUCUGAAAAACUUGACCUUCCUGGACCUCUCUCAGUGUCAACUGGAGCAGUUGUCUCCAACAGCAUUUGACACACUCAGCAAGCUUCAGGUACUAAAUAUGAGCCACAACAACUUCUUUUCAUUGGAUACGUUUCCUUAUAAGUGUCUGCGCUCCCUCCAGGUUCUUGAUUACAGUCUCAAUCACAUAAUGACUUCCAAAAACCAGGAACUGCAGCAUUUUCCAAGUAGUCUAGCUUUCUUAAAUCUUACUCAGAAUGACUUUGCUUGUACUUGUGAACACCAGAGUUUCCUGAAGUGGAUCAAGGACCAGAGGCAGUUCUUGGUGGAAGGUGAACGAAUGGAAUGUGCAACACCUUCAGAUAAACAGGGCAUGCCAGUGCUGAGUUUGAAUAUUACCUGUCAGAUGAAUAAGACCAUCAUUGGUGUGUCUGUGUUCAGUGUGCUUGUGGUAUCUGUUGUAGCAGUUCUGGUCUAUAAGUUCUAUUUUCACCUGAUGCUUCUUGCUGGCUGCAUAAAGUAUGGUAGAGGUGAAAACAUCUAUGAUGCCUUUGUUAUCUACUCAAGCCAGGAUGAGGACUGGGUAAGGAAUGAGCUAGUAAAGAAUUUAGAAGAAGGGGUGCCUCCCUUUAAGCUCUGCCUUCACUACAGAGACUUUAUUCCCGGUGUGGCCAUUGCUGCAAACAUUAUCCAUGAAGGUUUCCAUAAAAGCCGAAAGGUGAUUGUUGUGGUGUCCCAGCACUUCAUCCAGAGCCGCUGGUGUAUCUUUGAAUAUGAGAUUGCUCAGACCUGGCAGUUUCUGAGCAGUCGCGCAGGCAUAAUCUUCAUUGUCCUGCAGAAGGUGGAGAAGACCCUGCUCAGGCAGCAGGUGGAGCUGUACCGCCUUCUCAGCAGGAACACUUACCUGGAGUGGGAGGACAGUGUCCUGGGGCAGCACAUCUUCUGGAGACGACUCAGAAAAGCCCUGCUGGAUGGCAGAUCGUGGAAUCCAGAAGAACAGUGGGUACAGGAUGCAACUAGCAAGAAGCAACAACUAUCUGAAGAGGAAAAAUAAAAAACUCCUGAGGCAUUUCUUGCCCAGCUGGGCCCAACACUCAUUCAGUUAAUAAGUAUUAAAUGCUGCCACAUGCCAGGCCUUAUGCUAAGGGUGAGUCAUUCCAUGGUGCACAAGAUAUGCAGGGUUGCUAAUCUCAAGGAGCUUCCAGUGCAGAGGGAAUACAUGCUAGAUUAAAAUACAGAGCCUUCCAGGUGGGCAUUUCAACCAACUCAGCCAAGGAACCUAUGACAGAGAAAGUCAUUUCAACUCUUACCUCAUCACGUUGAAUAAAGACAGAGAAAGCAGAAAGAGACAUUGUUCUUCUCCUGAGUCUUUUGAAUGGAAAUUAUAUUACGUAUUAUGUUAUAGCCAUCAUAAAACCAUUUUGGUAGUUUUGACUGAACUGGGUAUUCACUUUUUCCUUUUUGAUUGAAUACAAUUUAAAUUCUACUUGAUGACCUCAGUGGGCUCCUGAGGCAAGAUGCCCAUUCGAUUUUAAGUCAGUCUCCUUACAGAGGUUAAGGUCUAGUGGCUAAUUCCUAAAGAAACCUGGUUAACACAUGCCCACAACCAUCCUGGUCAUUCUCGAGCAUGUUCUAUUUUUUCACUAAUCACCCCUGAUGUAUUUUUAUUUUUAUAUAUCAAGUUUUCAUUUUUUUAAUGUCUUGCCUAUAAGCCAAUAUCAUAAAUAAGGUUGUUCGAGACCUGCUUCAAAUAUCCACAUUUAUUUAACCACUUUUUUUCAAGGAAGUAUGUAAAGUACAUUCUGUCACUUUGUCACUCGAUGUCGUUGCAAAGUUAUUGCCUACUAAGUUAUGACUGUCUGAAAGCAGCAUUGAAAUAAUUUGUUUAAAGGGGGCACUUUUUUAAACAGGGGAAGACAUUUUCUGCUUCCUGUUCUUAUCAAGGACAAUUUGGGCUAGAGGAAGGAAGGAAGUGGGGUGACCUCAGGAGGUCACUUUUUCUUGAUUCCAGAAACAUGGACUGAUAAACCUGGGGUGACCUCAUGAAAUGAGUUGCAGCAGAAGUCUAUUUUGUUUUUUCAGAGCAAGUGAUGUUUGAUGGAUCUCUGAGACAUAGAGAGCUGGAAUCCCUCCUGUGUACCCUCUUCACUGCCAGGAGAACUACUUGUGAAGGGAUUCAAGGCAGGGAGUAUACAUUGCUGUUUCCUGUUGGGCAAUGCUCCCUGACUACAUUUUGGGAAGAGUGGAUGUUAUCAUUGAGAAAACAAUGUGUCUGGAAUUAAUGGGAUUCGUAUAAAGAAGGUUCCCAGAAAAUAAUGUUCAUCCAGCCUCCCCAGAAACAGAACAUUCAAGGACAAUGAGGAUGUCAUCAGGGAAAUGAAAAUAAAAACCACAAUGAGAUAUCACCUUAUACCAGGUAGAAUGGCUACUAUAAAAAAAAAAAAAUGAAGUGUCAUCAAGGAUAUAGAGAAAUUGGAACCCUUUCACACUGUUGGAGGGAGUGGAAAAUGGUGUAGCCAUUGUGAAAAACAGUAUGGAGUUUUCUCAAAAAUUAAAAAUAGAACUACUAUAUGAUCCAGCAAUCUCACUUCUGUAUAUAUACCCAAAAUAAUUGAAAUCAGAAUUUCAAGAAAAUAUUUACACUCCCAUGUUCAUUGAAGCACUGUUCACAAUCACUGUUUCCAAAGUUAUGGAAACAACCCAAAUUUCCAUUGAAAAAUAAAUGGACAAAGAAAA